Messenger RNA from Drosophila grimshawi, 1441 nucleotides. It is a transcript of the gene Sgt, whose product is annotated as small glutamine-rich tetratricopeptide repeat-containing protein beta. Gene Ontology annotation, biological process: post-translational protein targeting to endoplasmic reticulum membrane. Gene Ontology annotation, cellular component: membrane; TRC complex. Lineage: Eukaryota; Metazoa; Arthropoda; Insecta; Diptera; Drosophilidae. The record is from RefSeq and is a predicted model, not a curated record. Bases 192 to 1277 code for a protein of 361 amino acids. The transcript has a single exon. Gene Ontology annotation, molecular function: molecular adaptor activity; protein binding.
CUAGAAAUUGUAGCUCGUCACUAAAAAUCUGUCGUCGCAUGCUCAGCGAGUUUUCAUUGUGUAUGUGCGUAUAGAGAGAAGCUCGAUGAGCCACAUAAGUGAAUUUCCAUAAGGAUAAUAAACUCGAACGAAAAAAAAAACAAAUAUAAAUAAUACAACCGGAUCCAAAAGACUAAAUCGAAAACAAAAAAAUGCAGGACGCAGUGCAGCAGAGCUUUGUGCGCUCCUUCAUCGAUUACUUGAAGAAGCAGGUGGAUGUCAUGUCGCCGGAUCAAAGUGAAAGCAUCGAGGUCGCCAUUCAAUGCCUACAGGCCGCCUUCGACGUGGGCGACGAGGAGCCCGAACAGCAACAGUUAACGGCCACAGAGCAGAGCACAACAGCGGCCGUUCCUGGCGCCGGCACAGCAUCGGGCGGCGAUGCAGCCAUGCAGACCGGCUCCAGUACCAGUUCGGGUGUCGUCAAUACAAAGAACAUUGACAUGUUUGAGCUCUUCCAAUCGCUGUACAUUGAACGCAAUCCGGAAUCAUUGGCCUUGGCGGAGUCCAUCAAGAACGAGGGCAAUCGCUUGAUGAAAGAUGGCAAAUUUAAUGAGGCAUUGCUACAAUAUAAUCGCGCCAUCACCUUCGAUCCCAAGAAUCCGAUCUUCUACUGCAAUCGUGCGGCGGCCCACAUCCGUCUGGGUGACAAUGAUCGGGCCGUGACCGAUUGCAAAUCGGCACUGCUCUAUAAUGUCAACUAUAGCAAGGCUUAUUGUCGCCUGGGCGUCGCCUAUUCCAAUUUGGGCAAAUUCACGGAGGCGGAACAUGCUUAUGCCAAGGCCAUUGAACUGGAGCCGGACAAUGCCGAUUAUCGCAACAAUCUGGAGGUGGUGCGCAAUGCACGCAAUCAGCCACCACAGUUGUCGCAUCUGAGUGAUGGCCUCAACGCGAUGUUAUCCAAUCCCACAGUGCGUAAUCUCUUCAAUAGCGCCGAGAUCGAUCUGGAGCAAUUGCAAUCGAUGACACAGAAUCCAAUGGUCAUGAAUGCCAUCGGGCAGAUGUUCACGAAUUUGGGUGGGGCUGGCGGGGCUGGUGGUGCCGGCGGUGGUGGUGCUGCUCCUGGUGCACCCGGUGGGCCCAUGCCCAUGCCGAAUGAUAUGCUACAAUUGUUCCAAAGCUUUGCCACACAGCUGGUCGGCGCCAAUCAGCCGGGCUCUGGCCAAAAUCCGGGCGGACAGCCCGGCGGACCACCCGGCUCCCAACAACAGCCGGGCAAUCAGCCGCCGCCAAACAUGUAGAGCUAUGAAUGGUUACAUCGUUGUCCACUUUAGUGUUAGCCACCAACCAAUCAACCAACCAUCAUCGAUGUGUAAUGGAAAUCGUUUGUUUUAAAUGUUUCAGAAUGACCCUUAAAUACACAUACAUAUAUAUUUUUAUUAAUGCUAAAUAAAUAAACAAAAAC